GCCAAUUCUCCCCAGCACACACAUUUGCACAGUGCAGAGUCCCCAGGCCUCCACAAUGUCGGACCCUGCCUCCCGGCCCCACUCUCCUCCUUACCUGCUGCUGGCUCUGCUGUUGGGAGUUAUAGGUGUGUCAGAUGAGACGGAACUGCAGGUGAUCCAGCCCGAGAAGUCGGUGUCUGUGGCAGCCGGAGAGACAGCCACUCUGCGCUGCACCCUGACCUCCCUGCUCCCUGUUGGGAAGGUCGAGUGGUUCAGGGGCACAGGGCCAGGCCGGGAGUUAAUCUUUAGUUCUGUCGGAUACCGCCACUCCCCCCGAGUAACAACUGUUACAGACAUCACAAAGCGAAGCAACCUGGACUUUUCCAUCCGCAUCAGUAACAUCACCCCAGCAGACACGGGAACCUACUACUGUGUGAAGUUCAGGAAACGGGUUCUGGAUGUGGAGUUUAAGUCUGGACGAGGCACCCAGGUCAUCGUGAGCGCCAAACCCUCUCCCCCCGUGGUGUCGGGUCCCACGGCCAGGGCCACACCUGAGCAGACUGUGAGCUUCACCUGCGAGUCCCACGGCUUCUCCCCCAGAAACGUCACCCUGAAAUGGUUCAAAAACGGGAAUGAGCUGGCAGCCUCCCAGACCACCGUGGACCCAGAGGGAGACAGCGCUUCCUACAGCAUCUCCAGCACAACCACGCUGCCGCUGGCCCCGGGGGACGUUCGCUCCCAGGUCAUCUGCGAGGUGGCCCACGUGACCCUGCAGGGGGGCCCUCCUCUUCGUGGGACUGCCAACUUGUCCGAGACCCUCCGAGUUCCACCCACCUUGGAGGUUGCCCAGCAACCCGUGACAGGGGACCAGGUGAAGGUCAUUUGCCAAGUGAAGAAGUUCUACCCCCAGCGCCUACAGCUGACCUGGUUGGAGAACGGAAACGUGUCCCGAACAGAAACGGCCUCGACAGCCUCGAACCUCAUAGAGAACAAGGAUGGGACCUUUAACUGGACAAGCUGGCUCCUGGUGAAUUUAUCCGCCCACAGGGAAGAUGUGGUUUUCACCUGCCAGGUGCAGCAUGAUGGGCAGCCCGCGGUCACCAAAAACCAUACCCUUGUGGUCUCUGCCCACCAGAAGGACCAGGAAGCCCAUACGACCCACGAUCUAGAACUGUCCACUCCACUCCUGGUGGCUCUCUACCUGGGUCCCAAGCUGCUACUGCUGCUCGUCACUGUCUCAGUCAUCUAUGUCCACAGGAAGUAAUGGAUUGGCUGUGAGUUAUGGACAAGGAAGACAGGGCAAGGUGUCCCAGGAGGAAAAUAGCACCCAGGACAAAGGAGACACGUGGAGAACAUUUCUGGAAUGAUGCGCAGAUAAUGAAAUGUGAACAUGGGUCCACAGCUCCUUCCUUCCUCCCCUCCUACAUGCCAUCCUCGGUCUCUGCUGCCUCCUUCCUUCCCUGAGGAGCCCAGCCUAAGACAAGGAACAAGUAGAAGCUUCCACAAAUCUGCCCCAAAUGUCGGCUUCCCCAGAGACCCACCUGCCCACAGUUCCUGCCGCUCCUCUCCCAGUCCUUGAUGCCCCCAGAGCUGGUCUUCAUACCUGGUCCUGAGCAGGCCAAUAGAAUGUCUCUGGAGACUGACACAUGGAUAUCCUACUAGAAUGUGAGAAACAAGUCACAUGUACGCACACCAGGCUAUCUCGUAUCCUUCUCCUGGGGACCAUGGUCAUGAAGUACACACUCAAGUCCAUGUUCUCACAGUUUAUUCCUGCCAACCCUCAGACUCCUAAGCCUUGGUGAGUUCUCCAAUGUCUCUCGAAUACAAAUGAAUCCCAUCCUGGUUGGAAGAAGAGAAGGGAUUCUCCUCCCUCUUUGCCUACAUGUCCUUCUACUCAGACCCACAGAGGAAUAUCUCUUCCUCUCCCUGUGAUGGAAACACUACCUCUUCUGUCAACUUCAUCCUUCCCGACCUUGUUGCUCAUGUACACGUGCUGGCAGUCCAGAAACCUGGACCCUUCCCUGAUUUCCUUCUUCGUAUCCCGUGUUCAAUUCUGCCUUCAUAAAGCUAUGUGCAGUGGCAACAUGGUAAAUGUUCAACAAUCCACUUCUCUGGAGGAAAAAGAAGCCCGAUUUGUAGUGUUUGUCCACUUCGGUGGUGUCUACACUCCCAAUGCGGCCAAUUUCAAGCUGCCAACAGUGGAACAACUAGCUUGCAAAAUUCCUGGAAAGCUCUCAGGAGCGAGGGCAAGCCUCCUCCCGCCCACCAGGGAGCUCCACCCAGCACCUGCACACUGCUCGCUCCCGGGCUGCCCCCUGGUCCCGGCCACCAGCAUCCCUUCCUGGACCAUUGCCACGUGCCUAACAGACUCUCUGGGUUCCGCCACAGUGAUCCUAUGGAAAUGGAGGUCAAAUUGUUUCCCUUCUGUGCUUCUUCCCCCUACAGAUGUGCACGGCUUGGUCUCUCCCCCUUUCAAGCUCUGCUGAUAUGUCUCUUUAUGAAAAGCACCUUCCAAAAACCACCCCAUGUAAAAUAUCAAUUCCACUCUCUCACUCUGCAUUCCCACAGCUCAUACCUGAAUUGAACUACUUCCCUAGAACUUAAGAUCAGCCAACUUGAUAAAUGGAAACAGUGCUCACUUUGCAUAGUGAUGCAGGACCAAAACAAUGACAGUGCAGCUGAAACCAUGAAAAGUGAUGCCAGUAAUCAGUGGGAAAAGUAAUGAUUUUUCUGUGACCUUUAGAAACCUUUUUCAACAUCUCAGAAACCCUCCAACAGUCAGUUAUGAAUGUAUCGGGACACAAAAAAACAGUAAAACUAUUAUUCACUUGGUAUAUGGGCUUUUGAAACAUUAGAAACGUUGAAAAGGGAAGUUUUAUUUGUUUGCAAAGACUUAUCAAGAGUAGUUUGCAGAGGGCCUGCCUUCCUCUGAUGGCACAGUUUCCCAUAUAGAGCAAACGUCUGGAUUAUCUCCCUCCUUUCUCACUUGGGAUCAGCUUCCAACACUCCACCCUUGGCACUUCCGACGCUGUGAAAUCUUUACAACAUUAAUGUGAAUAUUUGCUGACAUCACUUCCUCCGGGACAUUGUCACCCCACCCCACCCCCACUUUCCUCAGCGACGUGGUAAGUUUAUCCUCACUCUCCUCCUCUGGCUGCAUAUCUGGAUGCUUGGGAACAGUAUCCCGGGCCGCAUUCCCAUGAAGGUCUCUGUGCCUUCAUGAACCCCACUCCCAUUGAGUUUGAACUUUACCUCCAGCUUCUUCUCUUCUCGUUUCUCCUGUACCCCUUCAGCUUUAUGCCCAUUCCCUUCUGCCAUUUUUUUUCACCUUUGUACGUUAUGCAGGUUCAUCGGGCGGGGCGGGGGGGGGAGACCAGGAGACUACACAACCAUCUGCUUUGCUAUUGUGGGAAAUGCAUAUCACAACCCUAAUUAUCCUUGCACCCUGAUCUCAGAUUUUCAUGCCCAGAACUGUGAGAAAUUAGUUCCUGUUGUACAAGGCAUCCAGUUUAUGGUGUUUUCUUAUAGUAGCCCAAGCCAAGACAAAAUCUAAAUAAAUUAUGGACUUUGCUAAAUAAUAAUGUACCAACAUGGGUUCAUUAAAUUAUAGUAGAUGUACCAUACUACUGUAAGACGUCAAUAAGAUGGGAAACUGUGUGCAGCUGUAUAUUGGAACUCUGUAUGAUUGUACCAAGUUUUUUCUAAAUGUAAAACUGUUACACAAAUUAAGGCCAUUAAAAAAAAGUCAACAUCUUGUCCUCA
Lynx canadensis (Canada lynx) is the source of this 3741-nucleotide messenger RNA. RefSeq names its product signal-regulatory protein beta-1-like. The coding region runs from base 56 to 1243 and encodes 395 amino acids. NCBI's taxonomy places the organism in Eukaryota, Metazoa, Chordata, Mammalia, Carnivora, Felidae. Gene Ontology annotation, biological process: positive regulation of T cell activation; positive regulation of phagocytosis. The transcript is spliced from 6 exons. Gene Ontology annotation, cellular component: plasma membrane. The record is from RefSeq and is a predicted model, not a curated record.